CAGCAAAGGAGCUUCAAGAGGUGUCCCGAGGAAACAGAGGAUAGAUUCAGAGCUUCUUAUAUAUUUUCUUUCUCUCUCUUCGAGUUUCGCGGACCGGCGACUGAUGUCAUACGGGCCUUGCCACAAGCCACGAGCAAAAGAAAAGAUGGGUGUUGUGGAUCUGGUAUAGGCUUUCUAUGAUAUAACAGCUCACAUCCCAUCUAUUACUUCCUCACUCUUCAAAGCUCCAACAUUUUAACUGAACACUAGCCGCAUACUACCCUAUGGUUUCCAUAGGAAGAAUUUUGAAUUUUAUGGAGUUACUGGCAAUUUACCAUGUCUAAAUCAUUGGAUACAACACUUGCUCCGGGACAGGGGAUGGCCCGUUUUACCCAGAGGAACAUAAUGGGCACGCUGUUUGAGACCACAGCAAGGUAUUGACAAGUACUGCAAUUUGAGCUGGAAGCAAAUUCUUAAAUCUCAUGUUAAAGGUAUCAGCAUUUGGAGCCUGUGGGUAUGGGUAUUACUGGGCUUGUUUGCUCCGCACGAGACCAGAUUUGUCACCAAACUGUUGCUAUAAAGAAGCUGUGUCAGCCCUUCAAGACAGACAACAUUGCCAAGCAUAUGUAUCGCGAGAUCAUUCAUUUAAAAGAUAUUUUCAUAUCUCCAUCGGAAGAGAUUUACCUCGUCACCGAUCUCAUGGCAACGGAUCUUCACGCUCUCUUGAAAACAAAAAAAGUCGACAAUCAAUUUGCGCAGUACUUUUUAUACCAAAUAAUGCGAGGUCUCAAAUACGUACAUUCAGCCGGUGUCAUCCAUCGCGAUCUCAAACCAAGCAACAUCCUAAUCAACGAGAAUUGUGACCUAAAAAUCUGUGAUUUUGGAUUAGCUCGCGCGCAAGAAAUGCAAAUGACUGGCUAUGUCUCUACGAGAUACUACCGUGCACCAGAGAUCAUGCUCACUUGGAAACGAUACAACGAAAAAGUUGACAUCUGGAGUACUGGGUGCAUCUUUGCCGAAAUGAUGACGGGUCGACCGCUGUUCAUGGGGAAAAAUCAUAUCGAUCAAUUCUGUGUCAUCACAGAGCUCCUGGGAAAUCCACCCGGUAACGUUAUGGCUAACAUUACAAGUGAAAAUACUUUGAAAUUCAUCAGAUCCCUCCCCAAGAGAUCUCGUAGGUCUUUGGCCACGAUCAUCCCCACUGCCUGCAGAACAGCCAUCAAUCUACUGGACAAAUUACUCCAAUUUGAUCCAGAGAAGCGUUGUUCUGCAGCCGCCGCACUCGAAUCCGAAUAUCUGGCUCCAUACCAUGAUCCUGAAGAUGAGCCUGUGGCACCAAAAUCUUGCGACUGGUCAUUCCUUGAAGCGGAUCUUUCCGUAGACGUCUGGAAGACGAUCAUGUACGCGGAGGUAUUAGAUUAUCAUGAGCAAUGCGGCGGGCCGUUCCAGCUGACUGCGCAAUUUGACGGCAUGGACCUGGGUUGAAUUUUGUCUCCCAUUCGAGUUUCCUUUAAUUUAUUUUUUGUGGGUGCAUUGUCCGAACCUCAAUUCUCUCAUCUCAGAAGUCGGCGAGGUGUCGUAUCAUUUCCUGGAGGCAUUUCUUUGUGGCGAAAAUGUAUCACAUGGUUACAAUAAGCUUUAAAAGGCGAGAGUCUUGGAGCUAUGUCGCCUAAUCUAAGACGGUUAAGUAGGUAGCCUUUUUCGCAGGAGGUUGAGAUUGUUAAGGGAGAGAGAAACAAAGGAUCUUAUGUUCUG
Messenger RNA from Penicillium brasilianum, 1734 nucleotides. The record is from the annotation of a GenBank genome assembly. NCBI's taxonomy places the organism in Eukaryota, Fungi, Ascomycota, Eurotiomycetes, Eurotiales, Aspergillaceae.